Messenger RNA from Coregonus sp. 'balchen', 11946 nucleotides. The record is from the annotation of a GenBank genome assembly. NCBI's taxonomy places the organism in Eukaryota, Metazoa, Chordata, Actinopteri, Salmoniformes, Salmonidae.
CUGUAAUAUGCUAGAGGAAAUUACCAUGCUGUGUUAACCAUUAGCCCAUGUGGGACAUUAGGAAAUGGGAUUGAAUAGAAAAACUGACCCGGCCUUUGAAUAACAGGUGAUCACAUCUUUGGGGAAAAUUGCAAAUUAAGCAUAUUUUCCUGUGAGAUUAAGCCGAACUGUUUCGGAAACUUGGAUAGUUUGCAAGCGAUCUGAUUUGAGCGCACCGCGACCUAAAUAAUGGCCAGGGGUUGAAGUGCGGAGAGAACUUCUAAAACAUACAAGAAAAACUGGAUUUUGAACUCAACUAAAAGUUAGACUUUUUAUGUAGUCACAUAGCGGUUCACUCAUCACAUCCAACUGUGACAAUCCCUCGCACCGGCUAACGAGUGCGCACAAAGAUGGCAUUCCUCUGGAGACGCGCUUCUCCGGGGCUGUGGAAACAAAUAAUGGCUCCGCUUGUCUUGCUCUUGUGCAACAGGCUUGUGGCCAAUGCGGACGAUGACACUUUCAACGCAGAGGUGCAGUAUUUUAUAUGAAUGUCAUAAUAUGGAUAAGAGCGUUUGCUAAAUAUGGACGUUUUUUUAAUGGAAUUGUGGCAGUCCGGCAUUGCAUGACCAUGAUCUCUAUUAGCCUGGUCUAACAUUUACAUUUUAGCGACUUACAGUUAGUGAGUGCAUACAUUCUUUCAUACUGGCCCCCCGUGGGAAUCGAACACACAACCCUGGCGUUGCAAACGCCAUGCUCUACCAACUGAGCUACACGGGGCCUCAGAUAGUGAUGAUCUAAAUGGUCUUCACUGAUCUUUUAAUCUUCUAAUGACUUCUCAUGUUUUUGACAUCACUGGUCAACAAGGCAUGCACAAAUUAUUGGAAAUAUUUGGUGUGCAGAUUUAUGACCCUUGACCUUUUCCUAACUUUCUCACUUCCAUAUAUGGCAGGCAUAUUAGGAUUAAUUAUGUGUUGGGGAAAAGUUUGACCUCUAGGUUAAAACUCAAUUUACAUGCCUGUAAAUGACAGAAUCACUGUGCUGCUUUUCCUACAGCCAUGUUGUCUUUAGGGUGGCUGAUUUCUCUUGCUCUUCUGCUCUCUCUCUCGCCUGUGUGUGUGUGUGUGCAAUGCAUGCCUGUUUACAGAGAACGCAUGAACUCUCCAGCUGUGCUCAGUGGGCCCAUUACCUUUUUUAAUUCCCCUUUCAAGGGUUUACAAAGGCAAGCUCUCUGUGCUAUGACUUGGUUGGGUGUCUUUCAUUUGUUUCCAUUGGAUUAUUGAGUGUAUGUUAAUCUUGCAUGCCAGACUUUCCAGCCAGAUAUAUUUCUGGUUCUGGUUAGAUUAAUGGUGUGUGUGUAUCUAUAUAUAUAUAUAUAUAUAUAUAUAUAUAUAUAUAUAUACUGAACAAAAAUAUAAACGCAACAUGUAAAGUGUAAUAAUGUUCUGGGAUCUGAAAUAAAAGAUCCCAGAACAUUUACAGCUUAUUUCUCUCAAAUUUUGUGCACAAAUUUGAUUACAUCCCUGUUAGUGAGCAUUUCUCAUUUGCUAAGUUAAUCCAUCCACCUGAUAGGUGUGGCAUGUCAAGAAACUGAAUAAACAGCAUGAUCAUUACACAGGUGCACCUUGUGCUGGGGACAAUAAAAGGCCACUCUAAAAUGUGCAGUUUUUUCACACAACACAAUGCCACAGAUGUCUCAAGUUUUGAGGGAGCGUGCAAUUGGCAUGCUGACUGCAGGAAUGUCCACCAGAGCUGUUGCCAGAUGAUUAAAUGUAAUUUCUGUACUAUAAGCCGCCUCCAAUGUCAUUUUAGAGAAUUUGGCAGUACGUCCAACCAGCCUCACAACUGCAGACCACGUGUAACCAUGCCAGCCCAGGACCUCCACAUCCGGCUUCUUCACCAGCGGGAUCAUCUGAGACCAGCCAGCCAGACAGCUGAUGAAAUUGUGGGUUUGCACAACCGAAGAAUUUCUGUACAAACUGUCAGAAACUGUCUCAAGGAAGCUCAUCUGCAUGCUCGUCGUCCUCACCAGGGUCUUGACCUGACUGCAUUUCGGUGUUAUAAGUGACUUCAGUGGGCAAAUGCUCACCUUUGAUGGCCACUGGCAGGCUGAAGAAGUGUGCUCUUCACGGAUGAAUCCCGGUUUCAACUGUACCGAGCAGAUGGCAGACAGUGUGUAUGGCGUCGUGUGGGCGAUCGGUUUGCUGAUGUCAACGUUGUGAACAGAGUGCCCCAUGGUGGCGGUGGGGUUAUGGUAUGGGCAGGCAUAAGCUACAGACAACGAACAAAAUGGCAAUUUGAAUGCACAGAGAUACCGUGACGAGAUCCUGAGGCCCAUUGUCUUGCCAUUCAUCCGCUGUCAACACCUCAUGUUUCAGCAUGAUAAUACACUGCCCCAUGUCGCAAGGAUCUGUACACAAUUCCUGGAAGCUGAAAAUGUCCAAGUUCUUCAAUUGCCUGCAUACUCACCGGACAUGCCACCCAUUGAGUAUGUUUGGGAUGCUCUAGAUUGAUGUGUACGACAGCGUGUUCCAGUUCCUGCCAAUGUCCUCCAACUUCGCACAGCCAUUGAAGAGGAGUGGGACAACAUUUCACAGGCCACAAUCAACAGCCUGAUCAACUCUAUGCAAAGGAGACGUGUCGUGCUGCAUGAGGCAAAUGAGGUCACACCAGGUUUUCUGAUCCAUGCCCCUACUUUUUAAAAUAAUAAUAAUAUGUCAUUUAGCAGACGCUUUUAUCCAAAGCAACUUACAGACAUGUGCGCAUACAUUUUUACGUAUGGGUGGUCCCUGGGAUCGAACCCACUACCUUGGCGUUACAAGCGCCAUGCUCUACCAAUUGAGCUACAGAGGACCUGUGAUCAACAGAUGCAUAUCUGUAUUCCCAGUCAUGUGAAAUCCAUAAAUUAGGGCCUAAUAAAUGUAUUUAAAUUGACUGAUUUCCAUAUGUGAACUGUAACUCAGUAAAAUUGUUGCAUUUUGAGUUUAUAUUUUUGUUCAGUGUGUGUGUGUGUGUGUGUAUACUGUAUAUAUGUAUAUACACUACCGUUCAAAAGUUUGGGGUCACUUAGAAAUGUCGUACAACGCUGUGUACUACUCCCUUCACAGAACAGCGCAAACUGGCUCUAACCAGAAUAGAAAGAGGAGUGGGAGGCAGAAUUCCAAAGGAAAAGCCAUAUCUCAGACUGGCCAAUAAAAAUUUAAGAUUAAGAUGGGCAGUCUGAGAAAUGGCUUUUUCUUUGCAACUCUGCCUAGAAGGUCAGCAUCCCGGAGUCGCCUCUUCACUGGUGACGUUGAGACUGGUGUUUUGCGGGUACUAUUUAAUGAAGCUGCCAGUUGAGAACCUGUGAGGCGUCUGUUUCUCAAACUAGACACUUGCUCCUCUAUUUGUCCUCUUGCUCAGUUGUGCACCGGGGCCUCCCACUCCUCUUUCUAUUCUGGUUAGAGCCAGUUUGCGCUGUUCUGUGAAGGGAGUAGUACACAGCGUUGUACGAGAUCUUCAGUUUCUUGGCAAUUUUUCACAUGGAAUAGCCUUCAUUUGUCAGAACAAGAAUAGACUGACGAGUUUCAGAACAAAGUUAUUUGUUUCUGGCCAUUUUGAGCCUGUAAUUGAACCCACAAUUGCUGAUGCUCCAGAUACUCAACUAGCCUCAAGAAGGGCAGUUUUAUUGCUUCUUUAAUCAGCACAACAGUUUUCAGCUGUGCUAACAUAAUUGCAAAAGGGUUUUCUAAUGAUCAAUUAGCCUUUUAAAAUGAUAAACUUGGAUUAGCGAGCACAUUGUGCCAUUGGAACACAGGACUGAUGGUUGCUGAUAAUGGACCUCUGUACGCCUAUGUAGAUAUUCCAUUAAAAAUCAGCCGUUUCCAGCUACAAUAGCCAUUUACAACAUUAACAAUGUCUACACUGUAUUUCUGAUCAAUUUUAUGUUCUUUUAAUGGACAAAAUAAUUGCUUUUCUUUCGAAAACAAGGACAUUUCUAAGUGAGCCCAAACUUUUGAACGGUAGUGUGUGUGUGUGUGUGUGUGUGUGUGUGUGUGUGUGUGUGUGUGUGUGUGUGUGUGUGUGUGUGUGUGUGUGUGUGUGUGUGUGUGUGUGUGUGUGUGUGUGUGUGUGUGUGUGUGUGUGUGUGUGUGUGUGUGUGUGUGUGUGUGUGUGUGUGUGUGUGUGUGUGUGUGUGUGUGUGUGUGUGUGUGUGUGUGUGUGUGUGUGUGUGUGUGUGUGUGUGUGUGUGUGUGUGUGUGUGUGUGUGUAUAUAUAUGUGGUCCUCUGUAGCUCAGCUGGUAGAGCAUGGCGCUUGUAACGCCAGGGUAGUGGGUUCGAUCCCCUGGACCACCCAUACACAAAAAAAAUGUAUGCACACAUGACUGUAAGUCGCUUUGGAUAAAAGCAUCUGCUAAAUGGCUUAUUAUUAUAUAUAUAUAUAGUACAGUUGAAUAUAGACAGUUGAGUCUUCUUUUUCUUUUUUUACAUUUCCUGUACAUAUUGUAAGUUAUUUGUUUUGUGUUGACUAACUGUAAGUCUCUCUGGAUAAGAGCGUCUGCUAAAUGACAAAAAUGUAAUGUAAAUGUGUUGAAGAGAGACACAUUGGUUUCCAUACCCUGUAAACCGUCUAUGGACAAGGUAUGACAGCAAUCCAUGGUUUGGUUUCCCUGGCACUGUUUCCAGAUUUGUGGCACAAAUCCCAUUCAAGUCAUGGGACCGAUAUUAUCAUUUUUCGCGCAUUAUGUCCAAAUCAUCCGAAAGUAUCUAAAAUUGAUUGUAACUUGAAUGGGAUUUGUACCACAAAUGCUAAAACGUUAGCAUGUGGAAACAGUGCCAGGGAAAGUAAAUCAAGGCAUGGAUUUCUGCCAUACCUUAUCCAUAUACUACUUACAGGGUAAGGAAACCAAUGUCAUUUUGUAAUUUGGGUGAACUGUCCCUUUAACAGCUUAUAUUCCAAAGCUUUUACUAUUAGACCAUAUGACGCCUGCUCUGUCUGUCCUAUUAACCACAGGAUCGGAUCAGUAGAUAUCUAAGCUGCCAAUAAGGAGGUGCGACUCAAAGGAGGAAUGCCAUAGAAACCAUCUGUUUCUCUGUCCUCUGUCUCUAUUUUUCUAUUUUUUAACCCCUCUCUCUCCCCAUUUGUUGUUUCUCUCUCAUUCUCUUUGUCGCUUUCUCUAUCUCUCUCUGGCUCUUUCUCUGUCACUCAUUCACUCACACACACUCACUCACUCUCUCUCCAUCUCUCUAUCCCUGUUGUGUAAUUGUAGUCUUGGUUGCGGAGUUUUGGCUACCUGUCCCAGGCCAGUAGACAAAUGUCCACCAUGCAGUCCUCUCAGAUCCUGUCAAAUGCCGUCAGCGACAUGCAGCGCUUCUAUGGCCUGGAGGUCACUGGAGAGAUGGACACUGCCACACUGAAGUAUGGAUGGCACUGACAGCCUAAAUUAUACUAUUCUCCUAGUGUCUGCAGCCCACCAGGUUGACUGUACAGCCUGAUAGACUAAAUUGAUAAUGAUGUCAAGAUAAUGUAGGGUCAUGAUUACAUUUAUAGAGCUAUUCUGAGCCAGAUAAAAGUUGCACCUCCUGGUCUAGGAGUAUGGAACCACUCUCUAGCCUUAAAUUAACAUUAAUGUAUCUAAUCUUAUCUGUGGUUAUUAGGGCUCUUUUCAAUUGUGUUUUUCUCUCUUCCCUUUAGGGCCAUGAGAAGGCCUCGCUGUGGAGUCCCAGACAAAUCUUUUGGGCAGACUGAGAACGGUGUGAGGCGGAAACGCUACACUCUCACUGACCAGAGGUGGGACAAGAACCAUCUGACCUACAGGUGUGUGGUAGGUCUAUGUAUGCUGGGGGAUUCUAAGAAAACAAUUUUGGGAAUCUCACAGAUUUCCCCCUGCUUGAACUGACGGCCGUGCAAAGCGUCAAUAUUAACAAUAUGUCAAAGAUAACUGCAUUCCCAUAUGUGUAUAGACCACUGACAACACAUACUUCAUUUGUAAUGACCCUCUCUAUAUAUACUGAACAAAAAUAUAAAUGCAACAUGCAACAAUUUCAUAGAUUUUACUGAGUUACAGUUCAUAUAAGGAAAACAGUCAAUUGAAAUAAAUUCAUUAGGCCCUAAUAUAUGGAUUUCACAUGACUGGGAAUACAGAUAUGCAUCUGUUGGUCACAGAUACCUUUAAAAAAAGGUAGGGGUGUGGAUUAGAUGUAAGAUCUGCUGUGGAUCUAGUGUGACCACCAUUUGCCUCAUGCAGCGCGACACAUCUCCUUCGCAUAGAGUUGAUAAGGGUGUUGAUUGUGGCCUGUGGAAUGUUGUCCCACUCCUCUUCAAUGGCUGUGCGAAGUUGGAGGACAUUGGCAGGAACUGGAACACGCUGUCGUACACAUCAAUCUAGAGCAUCUCAACCAUUCCCAAUGGGUGGCAUGUCUGGUGAGUAUGCAGCCCAUUGAAGAACUGGGAAAUGUUCAGCUUCCAGGAAUUGUGUACAGAUCCUUGUGACACGGGGCUGUGCAUUAUCAUGCUGAAACAUGAGGUGAUGGUGGCGGAUGAAUGGCACGACAAUGGGCCUCAGGAUCUCGUCAAUUGCCAUCGAUAAAAUGCAAUUGUGUUCAUUGUCCGUAGCUUAUGCCUGCCCAUACUAUAACCCCAACGCCACCAUGGGGCACUCUGUUCACAAUGCUGACGUCAGCAAACCGCUCACCCACACAACGUCAUACACGUGGUCUGCGGUUGUGAGGCCGGUUGGACGUACUGCCAAAUUCUCUAAAACUACAUUGGAGGCAGCAUAUCGUAGAGAAAUGAACAUUCAAUUCUCUGGCAACAGCUCUGGUGGACAUUCCUGCAGUCAGCAUGCCAAUUGCACGCUCCCUCAAAACUUGAGACAUCUGUGGUAUUGUGUUGUGUGACAAAACUGCACAUUUUAGAGUGCCCAUUUAUUGUCCCCAGCACAAGGUGCACCUGCGUAAUGAUCAUGCUGUUUAAUCAGCUUCUUGAAAUGCCACACCUGUCAGGUGGAUGGAUUAUCUUGGCAAAGGAGAAAUGCUCACUAACAUGGAUGUAAACAAAUUUGUGCACAAAAUUUGAGAGAAAUAAGCUUCUUGUGCGUAUGGAAAAUGUAUUGGAUCAUUUAUUUCAGCUCAUGAAACAUGGGACCAACAUUUUACAUGUUGCGUUUAUAUUUUUGUUCAGUGUAGUAUGUGUAAGUGCUAAGAAUAUCUUGUCCUUUCCUCAACCCCCUCUCCCAGCAUUAUGAAUACUACCCCAAAGGUCGGUGAAGAGAGGACACAGGAGGCCAUCCGCAAGGCCUUUGAGGUGUGGGAGCAUGUGACACCGCUGAGCUUUGAAGAAAUCGCUUUCCAAGACAUCACCAACAGCAGCCAGGACGCGCUAGAUAUCAUGCUGUUGUUUGCCUCUGGUUUCCAUGGAGACAUGUCUCUGUUUGACGGCGAAGGGGGGUCACUGGCUCAUGCCUACUACCCAGGGCCCGGUAUGGGUGGAGACACACACUUUGACGCAGACGAACCGUGGACACUUGACAACCAUAAUCCAUCAGGUUAGGUAGACACUUUGUCCCCUUUGCCCCCUUUGUCCCCUCAAUCAGUCAUUAUAUACAGACAAAUUACUGCUACUAUUUCCACGUCAUUUUCAUCAAAAUGAAUGCCCUAUUAAUAUCUUUUGAUAUUUAUUUUCUUUCCUUCCUAUCUUUCUCUCUCCCUCUCUCCAUUCCUCCCUCUUCUCCCCCCAGGUAUUGACCUGUUCCUGGUUGCGGUGCAUGAGCUGGGCCAUGCUCUGGGUCUGGAGCACUCUAAUAACCCCAAUGCCAUCAUGGCUCCCUUGUACAAGUAUAUGGACACAAAGACCUUUUCACUCCCAGAGGAUGACAGGAAUGGAAUACAGAAGAUAUAUGGUGAGGAGCCCUUCCUUAGGCCCCCACAACACACACACACACACACACACACACACACAUACACAUACACACACACACACACACACAUACACACGCACGCAUGAACACCCACAUGCACACACACACAAUAGACCCCCUUCAAUUGAGAUUCUCCCUCACAGGGUCAUGCCAUACAUGCCUUUACAAUGACCUUACUCUUUCCAUGACUGAAUAGAAGUCAUUGUGCGUUUGUGUGUCAUAGAACUAGUGAAUGUUUGUAUGUGCACUGCAGACACACUGAAGAUAGUAUUUAGUGAUCCUUAUCGAAGUUCACACUCAUAGUUAAACAGAUACUUCAGGAUUUUGGCAAUGAGGCCCUUUAUCUACUUCCUCAGAGUCAGAUGAACUUGUGGAUACCAUUUUUAUGUCUCUGUGUCCAGUAAGAAGGAAGUUAGAGAUAGCUUCGCGAGCCAAUGCUAACCGUCAUUAGCAAUUGCGCUAGUUAGCAACUUCCUUCAAACUGCACGCAGAGACACAAAAAUGGCAUCCACGAGUUCAUCUCUGGGCAAGUAGAUAAAGGGCCUCAUUGCCAAAAUCCUGAAGUAUCCCUUUAAAGGUUGUGAGUCUUGUGUAAGUACUGUAUGUCUGUUUUUCCUCUCUGUGUCAAUGUGCAACCAGGAAGGCUUCCUUCCCAAUAAGCUUCAUGGGCUUCCUGCCACAGCACGGAGUGGAAAAUUAGACUCUCUGUGUGUGUGUGUGCGCUUGUGCGCAAACAAGCAACAGAGGGAGAGGGAGGGGGGGGGGGGGACAGAGCAAGCAGGGAUAUGUGUUAGAUUCAUUUAUUCAAACUUGUGGCAUUUAUAAUGUCAUCAUCUUGAAUUUUGCAGGACCUCCAGACGAUGCGUCCACUCAGGACCCACCCACCACCACCAAUGAUGACACCACCCCUCACCAAGACCCCACCACUACUGCUCCUCCAGAUCUAGACCCCACCACCACCCCUUAUAGUUCUCUUGAGACAGACCCCCCCAGCCCCACCUAUGACCCUGAUACCCCAGACCAACAAGAACCAGAACCAGAUCCCACAGACGCACCUCACCUCCCUCCAAUACCUGACCCAGAACCCACCAUCCCCUGGCCUGACGCUGUGCCGGUGACCCCCUACAUCAGGAGAGAUAAGCCUCGUGGCCCCAUGCAGCCAGACCACACCGCCCCCGACAUCUGUGACGGGGACUUUGAUACGGUCACCAUGCUGCGAGGGGAGAUGUUUGUCUUCAAGGUGAGAAGCAGGGCUAUUCUAAGAAUACACCGUUUUUGUUUAGUUUGAUUAAUUCAUACUCCCAAAAAAGAAGAAUGAAGUUAGUAAAUAUGUUCUGAUGGUGUCUUCUGUCCUUGCCAGGGUCACUGGUUCUGGAGAGUUAGAAGGAACCAUGUUCUGGACAACUACCCAAUGCCCAUUUCUGUCUUCUGGGUUGGACUACCUGAUGAUAUAGACUCUGGCUAUGAACGGCAUGAUGGGAAAUUUGUUUUUUUCAAAGGUCUAUAUUUUCCUUGAAUCUCAUAUGAAGUUUAUUUUUUGUAGAAUUGUUGAAAGGUACUUGGGUCUAUACACUCUAGAAACACAGUGACCAAGAUAUCAUCCUUCUCCACUGCAUUCCUCUUGUUUAAAACUACAGUCAGGGGAUUAAGCUCAUGGGGUGCAGCUAGCAGCAGUGGAAAGCAGCUGGCAGGCCUGGAUGGAUUGCAUCAGUCGCUGCUCCAGAUGCUGAUUUCUAAGGUUUCACUUUGAGUAGAGAAUAAGAAUUGGAGGGGAUAGAGUAGAGCAGGGGUACGGGCUGCACCAUUUCUUUAUGUGUUCUGACUCUUUUUACUUUCUGUGUGUUCUCACAUGAAGGAGAAUCAAUAGUUGCAUUAGUAGUCUGUUUACAGCGGUUGAAUGUUCUUUAGUGUUUUUAAGAGUGCUAUAUUUUUGGCUCUGUUAUUGGAAACUUUGUUUGUUGAAUCUGAGAUAACAAAUCACUGGCAUCAAAUCUUGCAAAUGAAGCCUGUGCUUAACUUCUCUUUCCUCUCUUCUCACAUCUUCCUCUUCUUUAUGGUCCUCUCCACCCUCUGUCCUCUACCCUCUCCUCUUGUCCUCUACCCUCUCCUCUGUCCUCUACCCUCUCCUCUGUCCUCCGCCCUCUACCCUCUCCUCUGUCUACCCUCUCCUCUGUCCUCUACCCUCUCCUCUGUCCUCUACCCUCUCCUCUGUCCUCUACCCUCUCCUCUGCCCUCUACCCUGUCCUCUGUCCUCUCCCUGUGUAGGGGACAGGUACUGGGUGUUCAGGGAGGCUGAUGUGGUGCCUGGUUACCCCCAGCCCCUGGUAGAGUAUGGUCAGGGCAUCCCCUCAGACAGGAUCGACACAGCCAUCUGGUGGGAGCCCACCGGCUACACAUACUUCUUCAGAGGAGACAGGUGACCACAUGCCCCCGAAUGCCUUGCUUUUACCCUACCAUACCUGAUCUCAACUAACUGACUGAUUAAUUAUAUUUUUUGUAGUGUGAAAUGAUACAUGUGAAAGUUAAAUGACAUUCAUUUAGUCAAGGGAAAGCAGUUUUAGCCCUGACUUUUGAGAGACAGAAAGACAUACAGUACGUUUCUUUGUGGUAGUAAUCAUCAGUCCAUUGAACUGCUAUGUGUUUAAUCAUCUCUCUUGUCACCUGCAGAUACUGGCGUUUUGAUGAAGAGUCCCGCACGGGUGACAGAGACUACCCUAAACCUGUCUCCAGGUGGGGCAAGGUCCCAUCCUCUCCUAAAGGAGCCUUCCUCAGCGACGAUGGUGGUGAGUGAGUCACUAUAAGGGAAACUGGCCGUAAAAAUGGAGGGAGGCUAUAGAUUCUGAGCUGAGAGGGGAAAGGGUUGGGACGCAUGAGAUCUUUGGUUUGGAGAGGCGCCCAUGCUUCACCCAAAAAUGGAGUGCCUGGCACAAGUAGUCUAAUGUAGACGUCUCAGAAUUUCCCACCCCAGCUAAUGCUUUUCAAAGUGGUUUCCUAUAGUGAAAAAACAAAUCUGAUGGUCCAAAUGUCUUCCAGAUAAGUUGUUUUCAUCAAAAGGGAAAGGUACUUGUGAAGGAGAAUUAAAAACAGUCUCUAGUCCAAGUGAAGCUUCACAGUACUGUAACUAUCACUAGCACGGCUCGGCAAUGACACUAUCCUGUGAAGUGUGAUGAACUUGUGUCAUAAUGAAUAAACAGUUGGAUCAGAAGAUGCAUAGCCAAAACAAUUAACAAUGGCUCAGACUUAAAAAUAGCAUCAACAAUAUUUUGUCUUCCCCUACCUACCCAGCUUACACCUACUUCUACAAGGGCUCCAAGUACUGGAGGUUUGAUAACCAGAAAAUGAAGGAUGACCCAGGCUACCCCAGAUCCAUCCUUAAAGACUUUAUGGGCUGUGAUGGAGCCCCGGACGUGGACCCAGACCCAGAUACAGAUGAUACAGUUACAGGCCGCAAGUGGCCCACAGUAGACCAACCAAAACAACAACCACCAGUUGGUUCAGACCCGGAUGAUGUGGACCGAGACACAGAUAAGGAUUACACCAACGAUGUGGAUUAUGAACCUGAUGCAGAGGACAAAGAGGUGGAUGUUGUGGUGAGGAUGGCUGAGAACGAGGCCAAGGUUAUGACCCUGAUCAUGGUGACGGUGCCGCUGGUCCUGGUGCUGUGCAUCCUACUAUUGAUCUAUGCUAUUAUUAACACCCUGCAGAAGAAAGAGGCGCCCAGACUUUUGGUCCAUUGCAAACGAUCCCUGCAAGAGUGGGUUUGAUGUGAUCCAGAACUGGAUUCACACAUACAUACACGCGCACUCACACACAUACACACACACACACACCAUACAAAGGCACAUGCAGUUUGCAUACGUACACACACAAACAUUAAAUAAAAAUACAAGCACAUAAUCUCCCUAUCUUUCCCCCUUUACCAGUUUAUAACAGACAAUUUGCACUUUUAACACCCUGUGUUUAGAUUUGUUUUGUUGGUAGUUUGUUGCGGUUUGAGUUUCUUAUGUGUUUAAGCCAAAGAUUUCCACGAAUGUCCUUAUAAAACAGAGGUGGUGCGUGUCUACAACCAGCA